This is a messenger RNA of Phyllostomus hastatus (greater spear-nosed bat), 2219 nucleotides long. It is a transcript of the gene WNT2B, whose product is annotated as Wnt family member 2B. The record is from RefSeq and is a predicted model, not a curated record. The transcript has 5 exons. Gene Ontology annotation, biological process: canonical Wnt signaling pathway; multicellular organism development; neuron differentiation. Lineage: Eukaryota; Metazoa; Chordata; Mammalia; Chiroptera; Phyllostomidae. Gene Ontology annotation, cellular component: extracellular region. Gene Ontology annotation, molecular function: cytokine activity; frizzled binding. The coding region runs from base 437 to 1618 and encodes 393 amino acids.
CGGAGCGGUGCAGUGCCCCGGCGUCGAGGGGCGGAGGCGGCCGCCACACCUAGGGCGCAGCGGAGGGCCGGGGCUGCGCGGGCGGAGCCGCCUGGAGGGCCCCGCGUGUCCCCAGCUUCGGCCCCGCCCCGCGCCGUCCAAUGAGAGCCCGCGGCCGGAGGGGCUGUCCGCACACUCUACCCGCAGCCCCACUCCGCGCCGCCGACCCCCUGACACCGCACCCCGAGCGAGCGCCGCCGUCGGCUUCCAGACACAGCUCGCUGCGUCCCUCUCCGGGACCCUGCUCCCCGACUCCUGGAGCCCAGGUGCCCCUAGGUCCCCGGCCGACCGCGAGCCUAUGGCCCCCCAGGGGGGUGAGUAGGAGCAGCCUGAGUACCCCCAGCCGGUGCCGCGUCCUCGCCCCUCCGGGCCGCGCGGCAGGAGCCUUUGGGGAGCUAUGCUGAAGCCGGGCGGUGCGGAGGACGCCGCGCAGCUCCCCCCUCGGCGCUCCCGCGCCCCUGUCCCCGCUCCCGCGCCCAGACCCGCGGCCCCCGACGGCUCUCGGGCUUCAGCCCGCCUCAGUCUUGCCUGCUUGCUGCUGCUGCUGCUGCUGACGCUGCCGGCCCGCGUAGACACGUCCUGGUGGUACAUCGGGGCACUGGGGACCCGAGUGAUCUGUGACAAUAUCCCGGGUCUGGUGAGCCGGCAGCGGCAGCUGUGCCAGCGUUACCCGGACAUCAUGCGCUCGGUGGGCGAGGGUGCCCGAGAGUGGAUCCGAGAGUGCCAGCACCAGUUCCGCCACCACCGCUGGAACUGCACCACCCUGGACCGGGACCACACUGUCUUUGGCCGCGUCAUGCUCAGAAGUAGCCGGGAGGCAGCAUUUGUAUAUGCCAUCUCAUCAGCUGGGGUGGUCCACGCUAUCACCCGUGCCUGCAGCCAGGGUGAACUGAGUGUGUGCAGCUGUGACCCCUAUACCCGUGGCAGACACCAUGACCAGCGUGGGGACUUUGACUGGGGUGGCUGCAGCGACAACAUCCACUAUGGUGUUCGCUUUGCCAAGGCCUUCGUGGACGCCAAGGAGAAGAGGCUUAAGGAUGCUCGGGCCCUCAUGAACUUACACAACAACCGCUGCGGCCGCACGGCUGUGCGGCGGUUUCUGAAGCUGGAGUGUAAGUGCCACGGCGUGAGUGGCUCCUGUACUCUGCGCACCUGCUGGCGUGCACUUUCAGACUUCCGUCGCACAGGUGACUACCUACGGCGGCGCUAUGACGGGGCUGUGCAGGUGACAGCCACACAAGACGGUGCCAACUUCACAGCAGCCCGCCAAGGCUAUCGCCGUGCCACCAGGACUGACCUCGUCUACUUUGACAACUCCCCAGACUACUGUGUCUUGGACAAGGCUGCAGGUUCCCUGGGCACUGCAGGCCGUGUCUGCAGCAAGACAUCGAAAGGGACAGACGGUUGUGAAAUCAUGUGCUGUGGCCGAGGCUACGACACAACUCGAGUCACCCGGGUCACCCAGUGUGAGUGCAAAUUCCACUGGUGCUGUGCUGUGCGGUGCAAGGAGUGCAGAAACACUGUGGACGUCCACACCUGCAAGGCCCCCAAGAAGGCAGAGUGGCUGGACCAGACCUGAACAUAUAAAUACCUCACUCAUCCCUCCACUUCAAACCUCCUGACUCGAAAGCACAAGAUCUUUGCAUGCACACCUUCCUCCACCCUCAACCCUGGGAUGCUAUAGCUUCUAUUUAAGGACUUGGAGCAUAAUCCGGAGGGACUCUGGUGUCCUGGCUGGUUCCCGAGCCCUGGGAAGGAGUUGACAGGGAAUGUGAGAAACCAAGCAGCUCUCUGACUGCCUGCUCUGGAGGUCAGAAGCGAUCUUCAGAGCAAAUGAGUUGCACUAAAGCACACAGUCAAGGCUCAUGUUUCUCUUCCCCUGCGCUGGCUUCCUGACACUCGUGUGUGUGCAUGAGGAAGGAUACCUGGAGAGAGCUUCCUUUCAUUCCCACCUGGCUGAGAGUGGAUGGGACAGAGAUGAAACCACAUUAUCUCUUCCCUGGGUCAGUUUGAGCAGACUUCCGUGUACCCCAAAAGAAACUCUUAGGCUACAACAUUCGUCCAUUAUUGAGAGUUAGAUGAGAGUUAGCCACAGUGGACAAGGUUCCAUUCAUAUGCUCAUAUGUUUAUCAACUGCUGUGUUUUGUUAAGGGAAAAAAUUAUAUAACUAUACAAACAUA